CGAACGCCCGUACUUUCGCGCGCCCGUAAACUACGAUUUUUAAAUUUCGAACGCGCCUUAAAACCUUCUCUUUUCAAAACUCUUUCGAAUGAUUUUCAGUCUUUUAUUGUCUGUGGAUUACGUGACUUUUGGCGGGUAAAUAAAUGAAUAAUCGCUGUACAAUUGUGUACUUCACUGUAUCAUUUUGCUAAGUGCUGUAAGUAAGUUUUCUGAAGUGUACGCUUGGAGAGAUUUUCGUGCGAGCGUCCUGAAAUUUAUUAAUUGGGCAGAAGCAGCAUGGCAUGAGCGGGCGGGUGGGCGCGACAUGCGGCGAGCGCCGCUCGCGCAGCCCGCCGCCGUCGCUCUUGCGCUCUUCAUUCUUCUUCACUUCGUUAACGCUGGAUCAAUGGGUCCUGGUGUACCAGAGAAUAUAACUGUCACCUUCUUGAACCCGACCACGGUGAGGGUAUCGUGGUCGACCGCCGCGGAUCUAGUUGAGAAGUAUGACGUGACGUACAAACCGUCUGACGCAAGUUACAGAGUGGUAUUGGAAGUGGCAGGUAACUCCGAUGCAGUUAUUCUGAGCGGAUUGGAAGCCGAUACACAGUAUCAAGUGACUGUCGCCGCUUUGUGGGGCGGCCAUAAGUACCGCAGCAGGCCUAUUGUCUUCCGCACCCUGGAGCCGCCUCGGACUUCGCCGCAGGAGGGGGGGCCGGCGACGCCUCGCUCCUCCGUCUCCCCGCCCGACCCUUCGCCUACCUUCCCCACGAUCCGUGGCGUGGAAAUCGGCAUCGUAGUGUUAGUGCUGAUCGUAUGGAUAGGGGCGAUAGCGCUGUUCUUCAAUAGAUGGGGAAAGAUUCGAAUGUUACUACCAUAUCAACCUGAUUACAAACAGGAACAAUUAAAGGUGCCAGGAAGUAGUGCGUUGGCCGCAGCAGCUGCUGGCGGUACUUGUGGAGGACAUUCCGCACCAUCUGCCUGCUCGCAUAUGCGCUGGUCGCACACACACACGCAGAGCUUGGAGUGCGAGGAGCGGCUGUUGUCGCGCUGCAGUCGGCCGCGCGUCAACUCCGCCAUCUUUGUGUCCGCGGAGCCAGCCGGCUUCGCUGGCUUCGACCCCGGCGAGUUCCUACGCAGACACGGCUCACAAUCCAAAUUGUGUCGGAAAGCAAGAUCUGCUGAUAACAUACCUCUAACAACAAUGAGUGACUCAUCGGAAAGACUUUGCAAAGCCAAAGCGCCACGGGAAGAGACCAUAAGCGAAGAAGGUAAAUCUGACGACAGCGGCAGCAUUGAGACCGUGAGACACUUCGGUCUGCCGAUACUUUCGGUGUCUGGCCCUUCGCCCCCGGACGAAGAUUACGAUCAAAUUGAUGAGUACCUGUAGCAUUUCCAUACCAGUUUCCAGUUAAAAUACGUCCUGGAGAAGAUGCGACCGCCUUGGCCAUCUCCCAUUCAGAGUCCAAAAUCAGACGAAGAGCGACUCUAAAUUGACGUUCUGGAAACUGAGGAAUGACUUCUAUCUUGUAUCUGAUUGUUUCAUCAGUCUCAAACUACAACGAUUUUCGCCUGAACUGUUUACUAAGUGUGUCUUGCUAAGGGACCAUAGUGUUUAGUGUGUUUUUUUCGUGUCCUUACUCCUUUAGAUGAUUCGUAAUAUUAUAUUCCCUUAUUCUCUAUUGAGUGCUAAGCUAUUAAGUGUAAGUGAUUCAAUAUCUAUAUUAUAUUACACCUUAUUAGUGUAAGUAAGAAGAGCACAAAAUUCAUUAUUAAAUUUUAACAGUGCCACUCCUAUUGUUAGUUUAUACACAAUGGUGUCUAUAAAUAUAUUCUUAUAAGCAAUUUCUUGUAAAGUACAUAAUCUAGCUAUGUAAAUCUCCAAUAUCUUAGAUAAUUCAACAAAUUCCUUUUGUAGAAUGCAAUGAUUUAAUCAUUUUAAUGUAGAAAAAUAAUCUUAUUAAUAAUUACUAUUAAUUGUCGUAAUUACGUCACAUGUAAUAUCGAUUUCUAGUAGGAGUUAUGAGGAGUAUUAAAGGUUGAAUUUUGGUCCAAUGAAAUGUAAUUGCACGAGGUGUCUAGAAUUUAAGAUUCUAUUGAAUUAAUGGAGAAACAUCGAGGAUUGAAAAAGGUAGAAGUGAUUAAAAUUAAUUUCUCUUUAUGCAAUCUAGUGAGUCUUGAUUAGCGAUAAAUAUUAUAUAAGUGUGUGGUGUUUUUUGGCGAAUUUGUAUGAUUUUGAAUAUAUAAUUUUCUGUAGAUUGACUAAUAAUAUAACCAGUCAAUUAUGAGAUCUUUAACUUGUAAAUUACUGUACAGAAUUACGCGUAGGAUCGAUUAAAAAUGAGGCACUAAUUUAGUGUCUAUCUGAGUUAUGAAACUGAUUAAUUAUUAAUUACGUUUGAAAUUUAUUAUGUUGGUACUGGAUUUGGGACCAGACGGUACGGCAUGUAAAUUGUUUAUUUAAUUAAAAUCAGUAACCGUGGGUUUCAACUCACGGUAUACAAAAACAUAUUGCGUUUAACUCCGAUAUUACAAUGAGUACAUGAGGGACAGCAAUAAAUGUUUGCACAAUUGCUUUGACAGAAAACCACUAUAAGGGUUUCAAACUUGAAUAGUUUAUAUUCAAGUUAUAUGUGUCACCUCCGUUUAUGGCCUUACAAAUAGAAAAAUUUGGAGAUUUUUGGAUCUGUCGCAACGUUUUGUUAGCGACUCAUGGCAUAGUUUGUGUUUUAAUCUUAUUAAACAUUUAUUUAUGAAAACAAGCUUAAACUGCAAUUCAUCACUUCAGUAAAUAUGUAGUGUCCAGUUUUAGUUAUGUUUUAAUAUAAAUUGUAAUUCCAAAUGAUAAACCAAAGAAGUAAGGAAAAAUCAAAUAUCUUUUUUUAAUUAGUUUAAGAAUAUUCCGUAACAAGUCACUGGGAGAAAACUUUACAGCGUUAUCGCACUUAAUAUAUGCCGAUAAAUAUUUAUAACCUUAAAAAUAAUCGAUUUUACACGUAAGAUUAUUAAUUCCCUCCAUUAUUAUAUAGACUCAUUAACAGCAUAUUAUUAAAA
This is a messenger RNA of Papilio polytes (common Mormon), 3030 nucleotides long. Its product is annotated as fibronectin type III domain-containing protein 5. Lineage: Eukaryota; Metazoa; Arthropoda; Insecta; Lepidoptera; Papilionidae. Bases 305 to 1366 code for a protein of 353 amino acids. The record is from RefSeq and is a predicted model, not a curated record. Gene Ontology annotation, molecular function: protein binding. The transcript has 9 exons.